This is a messenger RNA of Solea senegalensis (Senegalese sole), 2312 nucleotides long. RefSeq lists its product as uncharacterized. Bases 127 to 2268 code for a protein of 713 amino acids. The record is from RefSeq and is a predicted model, not a curated record. NCBI's taxonomy places the organism in Eukaryota, Metazoa, Chordata, Actinopteri, Pleuronectiformes, Soleidae. The transcript is spliced from 2 exons.
AUUUCCUUUCCUCCUCAGAAAGGUCAUAAUAUUGCACAUGGCUACUAUCUCAGUGAGAACACACAAGCCUCAAACCAAUUUCAUUCUGGAGAUUUUCUGAACACAGAGGAGGAUAAAACACAGGCUAUGUGGCACCAGAACUUUGUUUCCCAUCAGGAAGAACCUGUCCAGGACAAUGGGAACCAUAUUGGCUCAGUUACUGGCUUUGAUGAAUUGAUGGAGCAACACGGACCAGAACCAGGUCAGGAGCCAGAGGAAUCAUUGGUGACCCCCUCUACUCGUUCUGUGCAGAAAUAUGAAAACAUGAGUGCUGGUCAUCAACAUCCCUUUGGUGUUUUAUUAAAGGAGCACACACCAGAGACAACUGUGGAGGGCAUCAGUUUCCCAACUAUCAAUGAUUUCAGACAGUUUAUAGAUACAGUGAAGAGCUCCUUCUUGACACCAGGAAGUGACUUGGGUGGAUAUUUUCAAACUGCUCGAGAAACCAUGAAAAACGAGUUUAUUUAUGGUGCUCAAAACAUUGACGGAGAGUCUUCUAUGUCUAAUUCUGUAAAAGAAGGAUCUGUCCAUGAUGACGACAGUGAAAAUGAAGUUUGGAGUGAGUCGAUGAUGGAAAAGAGUGAACCAGACGCCAACUACCAAGCUGAAAGCCUCUCUCUUUUUGAUCCAGUUGACCACACAGCAAGUCUGAUUUCUCACAAUGAUGUCCAGGACUCUGGGCCGGGCUCUGCUGUCUACUAUAAUACAGAAGCCAGAGCAUAUGGUUUAGGUGAAUAUGGAAGUGAUGUUUCUCAGGAAAACCAUAAUAAUUUCGCAAGUAUUCCUGAUGAGCAACAUGAAGAUGUUGAGUCAACAAGCUACAACUUUCCUGUACAAAAACCUGCUGGCUCUUUGUUAGGAGGGAUUUAUUUAACUAGUAACCAUGUGACUUCCUCUCCUGUCAAAAGUAGGAAAUCCAGUAUAAAACCUCUGACCUCUGAGAAAAUAAUCCACUUUGAACUUGGUAACCAAAGAGAAGAGCCGCGCAGAGUGACUAAUCUCCUGUAUCCACAAGAACCCCCACCGUUGACUUCAUACGGUAAAAGCAUAUUUGUUAGUCCACCAAGAACUCAACUCUACAUGCCAUCUAAUGUGUCCAAACACAGGGAAAGACCCGUCCAAACCCAGUCUCCUCCGACACAUCAACCCACUGAGCCACACAGAGUGACUGUAGCUAAUCUCCUGUAUCCACAACAGCCCUGGUCUUUGACUUCAUAUGGUAAAAGUAUAUUUGUUGAAGCGCCUAAAACUCAAUUCUACAUCCCAGUAAAUGCAUCCAAACACAGAGAAAGAUCAGUUCAGACACAUCAACCCACUGUUGGCAAGGAAUCAAAGGAUAUAAACUCCACCCCGACCAUCUUACCUACAUCUACUGGCUCAGUUUUUUCAAACUCUGACUGGUCACCUCAGAGUAGCAGUGGUCACACGCGUGUUGAAACAAGUAGGUCACAUGACCCCCAGCAUCAUGUUUUUAGCAGAAAGCAGCCAAUCAAAUCAUACCUGCACUUUACUGUGAAACCUCCCAGCUUUUCUCCGGACUCAGAGAGACUGGUCAGCAAUCUCAGAAACCAGAGAGUCACUGUUUCCAGUCCGUCCAUUGUCUCUGGUCAGGCAAGAGAUGAGAAAUCUGACCAGUCGGAGCAGAAUGGAGGCUCUGUCGUCCAGGACCCAAAGCAAAUGAAUGACUUAAUAUCCAUUCCCACCACUUAUGGCUUAGAUUCAACUUUGAGUGGGAUUUCAUCUCGGGUCAGUGAUGUUGAUGUAACAUCUCCAAUUAACUUUCCCCCAACCUCAGAACCAAAGAAACCAUUUUCAAGGGAAUUUGAGAAUGAGGUCAUGUCCAGGGAUGUGAACUCUAAAAGAUUUCCCAGUGGUGUCAGAAACCUUCAGGGCUUGUUUUCUUAUCUACAAAAACGCGGCCCUCCGCAUUCCUUCAUGCAACCGACCAAAUUACAGGAGCUUCCAGCCAGUGUGAACGGAGAACAUGGCAACAGGGUCCAUCGCCUCUUUAAACCAAGUUUGACUUCCAAAGGGUCGGUUUCAACUCUGCCUGCUGUCUCUUGGAGGAAUGGUAGCAAUGCACAAAAGCGUCUGCCUCAAAAAUAUAUUAUCCAGUCCAGAAAUGGCUACAUAAGAGGCAAAGUGUCUUCGUCAAAGACUCGUUACACACCAUACCAGCACGCUGAGGUCAACGCUGCUGAACACCGAUGGAAACCUCACCUGAGAUGAAAAAGAGGUGAAGAACGAUAAAGAAUCAACAGUUCAGUUGAAUG